ACCGAACAAGGCUUUCAAGCCGGAUCACGACCAGUCAUCACGGGUUGCUGAUCGGCUGCUGCUCCCACAGAUCUUGUGGGCUCUUUAUGUUUUCACCCCAUCUAGUGAUACCCUUUGAAUUGCCCACAAGAUACGCCCAUAUUGGAGUGGUAGAAUGUUGCCCUCAUCCGUCCGUCGCGUAGUCUCGACGGCAGCGCCCCAGUCUCCGGUUCUCGCAAGCUUCUUGUCCUCGGGGCCGCGAGCUGCCGUCACCCUGUCCGGUCGGCCAACCUGCCACCAGAGACGAUGUUCCUCUUCAAAACCGUCGAGCCCAGAUAACGGGUCGAAGGACAUCUCAGCCGGGCAGUCCGUCCCCGCCUCGUCGGCCGAGGCAAAAUCUGCCAAGGCGAAAGCGACCGGGGAACGUCGUAAGAGGAGAGCAAAGGAUUCGUCGCAGGCGAAACAGCUCCCUGUCGUCCCUAGCACACAGCACCUUUCGCAAGAAGCUCUCGGCCUAUCGACCUUCUUCUCCCUCCACCGACCCAUCUCCGUCACCCACAGCUUCCCCAAGUCCGUCAGCGACGAUGCCUUCGCCGCCAUCUUCACCCCGAGCACGCGGGGCGCCAAGGUCUCGGACGUCAUCUCGACGCUGUCCCAGACGGUCGACCAGCUCGAGCAGCCCAUGUCGAAGCUGUCCAUCGGCAGCAGCCAGCGCCAAGACCUCGACGAAGGCAGCACGACGACCCGCAUCGACCUGAAGCACCCGGACGGCACCGAGUCCGCCACUUACGUCCAGCUGAACGCCAUGUCGGGCCAGUUCCUGCCCUUCCGCCCACCGCCCGCACCCCGGCCCGAGUCAUCAUCAUCUUCCUCCGCCGGCGCCGGCGCCCUCGACGCGGCGUCGGAAUCGGCCAUCGACGACGUCGACGCCGACGCCGGACCCUCGCACCGCGUCUACAGGGCGAUCCUGACCAUCGAGGAGACGACCGACGCCGACGGGCAGGUCAAGGUGGUGGCGCACAGCCCGCAGCUGAUCGAGGACCAGGACCAGGCCGCGCCGCAGCCGCGCUCCUUCCUCGAGCGCAUGGCCCUCCGCCAGCUGCGCCACGAGGACGUCAUCAGCCGCAGGCGGUUCGGCGGGGAGGAGGGCGGCGACGGCAUGCUCGCCAUCAGCGUGCGCCGGCAGAAGAAGCUCAAGAUGAAGAAGAAGAAGUACAAGAAGCUCAUGAGGAGGACGCGGAACCUCCGGCGCAAGCUGGAUCGGAAUUAAGAACGGUGGGGGUAGACGGGAAGAUGGAGGAUGGAUGUCGGUGGCUUUGAAGGGGG
Molecule: messenger RNA, 1305 nt
Organism: Phialemonium atrogriseum
Lineage: Eukaryota; Fungi; Ascomycota; Sordariomycetes; Cephalothecales; Cephalothecaceae
Exons: 2
Coding region: 155-1249 (364 amino acids)
Source: RefSeq, a predicted model, not a curated record